AUCUCCAAUCAACCUACGUAUUGUGCCAUCCGACAACUUUAUUGAAAACUCGAGCUUACUUGAACAAUACACUUGAACAUACCUCAGCUGAGAUAUUCUCUAGCCUUGCUCCUCUCCAACCCCCCGAACACCAAAUCUCCUCCUCACACUCCCUCCAAGAUGUCGCAAGUCCACGCCUUGUCCGACGACCAGGUCGGGCAGGAGCUCCGCAAGAUGACGGCCUUCAUCAAGCAGGAGGCCCUCGAGAAGGCGCGUGAGAUCGAGAUCAAGGCAAACGAGGAAUUCAGCAUCGAGAAGUCCAAGCUAGUGCGCCAGGAAACCGACGCCAUCGAUGCCGCUCACGCCAAGCGCCUCAAGCAAGCCGCCAUGUCCCAGCAGAUCACCCGCUCCACCUUCGCCAACAAGUCCCGUCUCAAGGUCCUCGCCGCCCGCCAGCAGCUCCUCGACGACAUCUUCACAGCCGCCUCCAAGCGUCUCAACGAGGGCACGAAAGACACCGCCAACUACCGCACCAUCCUCAAGAAUCUACUCCUCGAGGGCCUAUACGACCUCUUCGAGCCCGAAGUCCAGGUCCGCGCCAGAAAGGCCGACUACGACAUCCUGAAAGAUGCUAUCAAGGAAGCCGAGAGCGAGUAUAAGAGCAAUACGGGUAAGGAGACUAAGGUUACGAUCGACGAGGAUAACCCGUUACCCGAGGAAAGCUCCGGCGGACUAUUUAUUGUAGGUGGCCAGGGCAAGAUCGAGAUCAACAACACCUUUGACCAGAGACUGCUACUCCUACAAAGCAGUGCCCUCCCCGCCGUGCGAGAGGCGCUGUUCGGCAAGAACCCCAACCGCAAGUUCUACGAUUAAGCAGAGAACCUCGCAUCGAUGUUUAACUUCACUCAUGAGCGCUAACACAAAACACAUGUCAAUAACGCUGGACGUCGGCAAAGCAGAGAAGGGGACGGGCAGAGUAUUAUGCUUAGGUAGCGUUAUACUAUUCUUCCCGUCUAGAGGGGUUUUUUUUAUAAGGAAUAGUCAGUCGCGUUUUGGGCACGGAAUCUAGAGCCGUGCUAUUAUUUAUUGAUGGUGCUCACUAGAAGGCUGCUUGCUGUAUAUCAUAAGGCGUUGCAGGAACGUCGGCAUCAAUAAAACACCAAUUUAUCCUCUAUAUUACCAAUA
Molecule: messenger RNA, 1164 nt
Organism: Daldinia vernicosa
Lineage: Eukaryota; Fungi; Ascomycota; Sordariomycetes; Xylariales; Hypoxylaceae
Product: ATPase, V1/A1 complex, subunit E
Exons: 3
Coding region: 160-852 (230 amino acids)
Biological process (GO): proton transmembrane transport
Cellular component (GO): proton-transporting two-sector ATPase complex, catalytic domain
Molecular function (GO): proton-transporting ATPase activity, rotational mechanism
Source: RefSeq, a predicted model, not a curated record